GUAUUAUGUUGAUACUAAUCUCUCGGUCUCUCCAACUCCUCACCACUCAUUCAAGCAGCAGAUAGUUACCCACCAUCACUACUUCAACCGACAGUCCUCCAAAACCACCGGUGAGCAAACGGAAAAGGGUCGUCUGAAACCGAAAGCAGGUGGUAUAUAAUCGGAAAAAAAAUGGCGGCGGCGAUGAGGGGGAUAAUGGAAGUAAUGCUGGGAGUAAUUUUAGUGGGGUUUGUUGAUCAUGUGAGGCUUUCGGUUCAGCUGAAGUCGAGUCACCCAUUACACGGCGUGGUUGAUAGGAUAAACGGUGAAGGAGGGCCUUACAUUGGCCUCGUAAUGGCUUAUCCUACCGAAGAGGCCGUCCUCGUCGACUCCGGUCUCUUUGUUCCCAGUUCCGACCUCCCUUGGGUUGACUUGUCCGGAAGGAGAUUCAACAUUGGCAGGAUUAGGGAAGUAGAUGUAAUCUACGUAAUGACUGGGGAACAAACGCUAAAUGCAGGUAUCACUGUGCAAAUCCUCAUUGAUGUAUUUGACAUCAAAGGAAUUGUUCACUAUGGGACUGCUGGGAGUGCUAACGACUCGUUGUCAAUCGGGGAUGUUAGUGUUCCAAAAUAUGUUGCAUUCACUGGCUCUUGGAAGUGGAAGGAGUUUCACUCAGAGGAGGAGGGAUUGCCAGAGCUGAAGUUUGGGGCCUACAAUUUGCCAGCAACGGGAGAUAAUUUGUUAGCUAAAAUAGAGUUCACACCAGAAGAAGUAUACUACUCCAAUGGAAAACCAAUGGAAGAGGUUUUCUGGCUUCCAGUUGAACCAAAAUGGUUCAAUCUCUCUUCGCAGCUUGUGGAUUUGGAGCUGCAACAAUGCAUAAACGAGACAAAUUGCUUGCCUGAAACACCAAAAGUUGUUCAUGGAUUGAGAGCUUCCACUGCUGAUAUAUUCCUUGACAAUGCAGCAUACAGAAAAUAUCUUUUUAGCAAAUUCAAUGUCUCAACCGUGGAUGAAGAGAGUUCUGCAGUUUUAAUGACAUCCAUUACAAAUGGAGUGCCAUGCAUUGUAUUUCGUGGGGUUUCGGAUUUGGCUGGGGCAGCAACAGGGCAGAAAUUGACAUCAGGACUACUAUCAUCAAGUAGCCUAAGUUCAUUGGCAGCUGUUAAUGCUCUUAUUGUUGCUGCUGAGUUCAUUGGGUUAAGUGGCACAGCAUCUCUAAAACAGGAACAGUAAGUUAACAUCAGAUUGCAUCACAAUAUAUCUUUACAAUGCAAGACGUUGGAAGAUAUAUUUUGUAGUUUCAUUUGAAACCAAGGAAAUUGAUUGCGUCAGGUGCUUUUUAUUUGCUGUCUAUUAUAGGGCAUUUUCUCGUUUCAAAUUCGAUUGUAGAGUAGCUGAUUUUUCUUAUUCCUCAAAAUGUCAUGCAAUAAAAUAAGCCAACGAUGUGCUGUUCGAUCUGAAAAGAUUAAGGUAUUGAGUUUUACAUUGUAUCAUUUGAGAUGCCAGACUAAUUACAAAGCUCUCUCUUUCACAAA
Molecule: messenger RNA, 1517 nt
Organism: Rhododendron vialii
Lineage: Eukaryota; Viridiplantae; Streptophyta; Magnoliopsida; Ericales; Ericaceae
Product: bark storage protein A-like
Exons: 6
Coding region: 172-1215 (347 amino acids)
Biological process (GO): nucleoside metabolic process
Molecular function (GO): catalytic activity
Source: RefSeq, a predicted model, not a curated record